Messenger RNA from Didymella exigua CBS 183.55, 302 nucleotides. The record is from the annotation of a RefSeq genome assembly. NCBI's taxonomy places the organism in Eukaryota, Fungi, Ascomycota, Dothideomycetes, Pleosporales, Didymellaceae.
UUAGGAGUAACGUACUCCACAAGCGAUGGCUCACACAAGCGAGUGGCUCACUUUUGCCAAGACUACACCAACACUACAACUACUUUACAACAUUACAGCACACAACAACAAUAUUAUGUACUACACAGUAUAUUGCACUAAUCUACAGUACUUUGCGCAUCUUUCUUACACAUUGUCCUAUUGUGCCCUGCCUUGCUACACAUGCUAUAGUGUCUUAAUAACUAAGUGCUGCUAUUAGCACCUCCUCUCUUCUUUACCUUCUUCCUAUUACUAUAGGCCUUAAACUCCUUUAGAGUAGUUAG